AUGGCAACUGCUGGAAGACGGAUGGAAAAUGAAAAGAACAAGCCGAUAUUUUGCGAAUUAAACAUUAACGAUCUGGAACCGGAAAUUACAGAGAUCGAGAGCCUCUGCGUGGAAUGCGGCAAGAACGGAAUUACCCGGUUGCUGUUGACGAAAAUCCCACAUUACAAAGAUGUGGUGCUUAUGUCCUUUGAGUGCGAGCACUGUGGCUAUCAGAAUAACGAGAUACAAAGUGGUGGAAAGAUAACGGAGAAAGGAAUCAAACUAACGUUGCAAGUGGCAACGUUGCAAGAUUUGAAUCGCCAAGUCGUUAAAUCUGACUACACUAGCAUUCAUAUACCCCACUUAGAUUUUGAAAUUCCUCCUCAGUCUCAAAAAGGAGAAAUCACGACUGUGGAAGGUAUCAUUGACAGGAGUAUUAGAGCACUGGAACAGGAUCAGCCCAGGCGUCGGGAAGAAUUUCCAGACACUGCAAUUGAGAUAGAUCUGUUUAUUAGCAAAUUACAAGCACUGAAGAUAUUGGAUGAGCCGUUUACUAUUAUCUUUCAAGAUAUUUCAGGAAAUAGUCAUGUAGAGAAUCCAAAAGCGCCAAUCAAAGAUAGCCAGUGUACUAUAACACAUUUCAAAAGAACGAAAGAACAGAAUCAUAUGUUAGGAAUUUAUUCUGACAAUGAAGAUGUUUUGCUCAACCCUAUACAGGAAGGAGAAUAUCCUUUGGAACAACUUGACAGCGAAGUGCUGACCUUUCCUACCAAUUGUCCUGACUGCAACAGUCCUUGUGAAACAAAUAUGAAAUUGACAAAUAUACCACAUUUCAAAGAGGUUGUUAUAAUGGCCACACUAUGCGAGUCUUGUGGUCAUAGGACUAACGAGGUGAAGAGCGGCAGUGGGAUUGAACCCCAAGGAGUCAAAAUCGAAGUAACGAUAACAGGCACAGAAGAUUUCAGUCGCGAUCUACUGAAGUCCGAAACUUGUGAUAUGGAAAUACCUGAACUCGAGUUAGAAGUCGGUCCAAACAUUUUGGGCGGUCGAUUCACGACCGUAGAAGGCAUCAUAACAGCGAUGAAAGAACAGUUGUCUUCGUCUACAGCUUUCACUGGGGACAGUAGUGAUCCAGAAAUUGUAAACAGAAUGAACGUGUUUAUUGCACAAUUGGAAGAAGUUUUGGAUGGUCAAAGGAAAGUGACCUUGAUUUUAGAUGAUCCAGCCGGAAAUAGUUACAUACAAAGUCUUUCCGAUGAUGGACCUGACAAUAAAUUAAAGAUCACGAAAUAUGAUAGAAAUUUUGAGCAGAAUGAAGAACUUGGUCUCAAUGAUAUAAAAGUCGAAAAUUAUUAG
Molecule: messenger RNA, 1335 nt
Organism: Cyphomyrmex costatus
Lineage: Eukaryota; Metazoa; Arthropoda; Insecta; Hymenoptera; Formicidae
Gene: Zpr1
Product: zinc finger protein Zpr1
Exons: 3
Coding region: 1-1335 (444 amino acids)
Cellular component (GO): nucleus
Molecular function (GO): zinc ion binding
Source: RefSeq, a predicted model, not a curated record